This is a messenger RNA of Lathyrus oleraceus (garden pea), 954 nucleotides long. RefSeq lists its product as uncharacterized. Bases 1 to 954 code for a protein of 317 amino acids. NCBI's taxonomy places the organism in Eukaryota, Viridiplantae, Streptophyta, Magnoliopsida, Fabales, Fabaceae. The record is from RefSeq and is a predicted model, not a curated record. The transcript has a single exon.
AUGGUUCGAAAUAGGGUAAAUUUCGGCCUUAAAAGGCCAAAUUAUUCGUCACCUUUGUCAGAGUAUAUCUUACAGGAAGAAGCACCCCCUAAAACCAAAAUCCCCAAAUUCACCAAGUUUGCUAGGGAUACUAGUGAGUCUACUAUUGAGCAUGUGGCGAGAUAUUUAAUCGAGGCUGGAGAUAUGUCAAAUAAUGAGAGCCCUAGGAUAAAUUUUUUUCCAAGUUCUCUCACAAAGAAUGCUUUCACAUGGUUCACAACCUUGCCCCAAAGUUUGAUCCACACUUGGAACCAACUGGAAAGAAUGUUCCAUGAACAGUUUUACAUGGGGCAAACGAAGAUAAGUUUGAAAGAGUUGGCUAGUAUCAAAUUAAAGUUCACUGAGCCAAUUGAUGACUAUCUAAUUAGGUUUCGAUUACUCAAAGCUAGCUGUUUUACACAAAUACCAGAGCAUGAACUAGUCGAAAUGGCCACUGGGGGCCUUGACUAUUCGAUUAGAAAGAAAUUAAAUACUCAGUACCUAAGGGACAUGGCCCAAUUGGAUGACAGGGUUCAACAAUUAGAACGUUUGAAGGAAGAAAAGGCUAGGGAAAAUAAAGGUGAAAGGGUAGCCUAUGUCGAUUUCAGGAAUGAUGACGAAAGUGCAUUUCAUGGGCUUUCAGACUUCGUCAACAAUGAGAUAAACCUUGCUGAAUUGACGCAAGGGCCACCAUAUGCGUGCAAAGUUUUAGCACCUUCUAAUGGGAAAAAUCAUGUCGAACCUGAAAAGAGUGACAAAUUUCUAAAGAAAACUUAUAUGUUCGACGUUACAAAAUGUGACGAAAUUUUUGACUUAUUAGUCAAAGAUGGUCAAAUGAUAGUACCACUGGGUGAUAAAGUACGCCCUAAGAAGCAAAGAAAGAAAAGAAGGUUUUGCAAAUACCAUGGUUUUUUGGGUCAUAAAAUGUCUCAAUAG